AUGAGCGGUGGGAAGAAGAAAAGUAGCUUUCAGAUCACCAGCGUCACCACGGACUAUGAGGGCCCGGGAAGCCCAGGGCCUUCGGAUUCCCCUGCCUCCCCGGCUCCCCCCGGGCCCCCGCCGCGCCUCCCCAACGGGGAGCCCAACCCCGAUCCAGGCGGCAGGGGCACCCCCCGGAAUGGCUCCCCGCCACCUGGAGCCCCCGCCUCCCGUUUCCGGGUGGUGAAGCUGCCCCAAGGCUUGGGGGAGCCUUAUCGUAGGGGUCGGUGGACGUGUGUGGAUGUUUACGAGAGAGACCUGGAGCCCCCGGGCUUCAGCCGCCUCCUGGAGGGAAUCCGAGGGGCCUCGGGAGGCGCCGGAGGCAGGUCGCUGGAUUCUAGGUUGGAGCUGGCUAGCUUGGCCAUAAGCACCCCUAUCCCGCAGCCGGGCCAGCAUCAGGGCCCAACCUCUUGGCUCCGCCCGCCCCCCACUUCUCCUGGACCUCAGGCCCGCUCCUUCACAGGGGGGCUGGGCCAGCUGGCAGGACCUGGCAAGGCCAAGGUGGAGACACCCCCGCUCUCAGCCUCUCCGCCCCAGCAGCGCCCCCCAGGGCCCGGGACUGGAGACGGUGCCCAGCCCCUGCCCGCUCUGAGGUUAGACUCGGAGUCUGGGGGUCCAGCAGCCGGAACCCCUCCAUUGUCGCGGAGGAGAGAUGGGCCAGUUCGCCUGAGGAUGGAGUUCCUUGCUCCAGAGGAGACAGGGAAGGUGCCUCUGAUCGACUCUCGCCCCAGCUCUCCAGCCCUCUACUUUGAUGCCAGCCUGGUCCACAAGUCUCCAGACCCCUUUGGAGCCGCAGCAGUCCAGAGCCUCAGCCUGGCACGGUCCAUGUUGGCCAUCAGUGGCCACCUGGACAGUGAUGAGGAGAGUGGUUCCGGAAGCCUGGUUGGCAUUGACAACAAGAUUGAACAAGCCAUGGACUUGGUGAAGUCCCACCUCAUGUUUGCCGUGCGAGAAGAGGUGGAGGUGCUGAAGGAGCAGAUCCGAGACCUGGCCGAGCGCAACGCGGCGCUGGAGCAGGAGAACGGGCUGCUACGCGCCCUGGCCAGCCCGGAGCAGCUGGCCCAGCUGCCGUCCUCGGGGCUCCCGCGGCUUGGGCCCUCUGCACCCAAUGGGCCUUCCAUCUGAGCCUCCUUUCCCUCACCAUGUGCCUUUGGGGGGCUGCCACCGGCUGCUGCGCCUGUGCCAGCGGCCUGCCCCUCCUCCUAUUAGCUUUAAUGCCCGCACCCAACCCCAGUGCCCGGGGAUGGGAGUCGAAGGCUCAGUUUUGGCCUGUCCCUUCCCACCUGGUGUCCCAGAGUCCUGGGGCCUUUCGGGGAGAGAGAACACCUGGGAGGGUGCUUCUCUGGAGCCCCUCAUCCACCUCCUUCCCAAGGUGUCAGUCUUCUGGGGACCCCCCAGCAGUAGCUGGCCUGGAAAGGUUUGGAGGUUCCCCGGCAGGCCCCAGCCCCACCCCACUGUGCUCCUUCCAAGUGCCCCCUCUCUCCUCUACCCAGGGGAGGGUGUAUGGACAGUAUCGUCAACUUCUGGGAUUCAAGUUGUUAUUAAAAUAAUAAUUAUAAUUAAAAAAAAUCUGAAGAAACUUGAA
Molecule: messenger RNA, 1624 nt
Organism: Meriones unguiculatus (Mongolian gerbil)
Lineage: Eukaryota; Metazoa; Chordata; Mammalia; Rodentia; Muridae
Gene: Tsc22d4
Product: TSC22 domain family member 4
Exons: 4
Coding region: 1-1164 (387 amino acids)
Biological process (GO): regulation of transcription by RNA polymerase II; response to osmotic stress
Source: RefSeq, a predicted model, not a curated record